This is a messenger RNA of Phalaenopsis equestris, 2144 nucleotides long. RefSeq names its product probable sarcosine oxidase. NCBI's taxonomy places the organism in Eukaryota, Viridiplantae, Streptophyta, Magnoliopsida, Asparagales, Orchidaceae. The transcript has a single exon. The record is from RefSeq and is a predicted model, not a curated record. Bases 700 to 1956 code for a protein of 418 amino acids. Gene Ontology annotation, molecular function: sarcosine oxidase activity; flavin adenine dinucleotide binding.
AAAUUUUUUAUUUUAAAACAUUUUUCAUCCCAACUUCUUAUUGGAGCGCAAUAUAAAUAUUCUUGAUGGGAAUUCUUGUGACUGUAAUCGAUGUGGGAUUAAAAAUUUGGGUGGCCGCAGAAGAACAUGCGAAAGCCACCCGAUUUUAUCAAUUUGCAUGUGAUCUGAAAUGCCAAGCUGGCAGCGGCAGAUAAAUUUUUGGGAAAGGGGAAAUCUUAUGUAUUUAUAUAUAUAAGACAUUUACAUACAUAUCACCUAAAUCCUAUUUAUUUACAUAUCUUAAACAAACACUUUCUAUGUUCGGCUUGCUUUCUUAAACAUCAAAUCGAAGACAAAUUGUUUAACGAUCAUAACGCGAAUUAUUUGACACUUCAAACAAGCAUCUGAUAAAUUAGUGACGGAGACGAGCGAGUCAACCGAGGACUGAGUUGUCACCAAGUCAAUCACGGAGAUAAUAACAGGCAAAAGCAAAAAAAUUAAAAUAAAAUUUUAUAUCCGGAGUCCCGUACGUAACGCGACAUGAAAUACAACAUAGUGAGUAAAAACCUGUACCUCAUUUGAAUCCUUCAUGAUUCGACACGAUUUUCUCGUUGAUUUGGGCUGCACACGGUAUAUUCCAAUUUAAACUCCCCAUUCACAUGCUCUAUAGCUCUUUUAUAUAAGAGGACAACCAAACUGAGCUCGAUCCACAACCCAUCGAUGGCGGAAAUCCCCACCAACACCAUCUUCGACGCCAUCAUCAUCGGGGCCGGAAUCAUGGGCAGCUGCGUCGCCUACGAAAUCUCUAAACUCAACAAAAAGGUCCUCCUCCUUGAACAGUUUGAUCUCCUCCACCACCUCGGCUCCUCCCAUGGCGAAUCCCGCACCAUCCGAGCCACCUACCCCGAACCCUAUUACCCUCCCAUGGUGCUCGAAUCCUCUCUCCUCUGGGAAUCCGCUCAAUCCGCCGCCGGCUACCGCGUCCUCACCCCCACCACCCAACUCGAUCUCGGCCCCUCCAACUCCCCCAGCCUCCAAUCCGUCAUCCUCAAUUGCUCCCCGGACUCCCUCCCCGCCACCAUUUUCGAUUCCCAAAAAACCCUAAUCUCCGGCGCUUUUCGUCUCCCCGACGACUGGAUCGCCCUAUCCACCCCCCUCGGCGGCGUCAUCAAGCCCACCAAAGCAGUCGCCAUGUUCCACUCCCUCGCCGUCCGCCAUGGCGCCGUUAUCAGAGACUGCACCGUGGUCGACGCCAUUAUCCCAAUCGCCGGCGUUGGGAUCCGCGUCUCCACCACCGAUGGUCGGCUCUUUCACGGCAUCAAGUGUGUGGUGACCGCCGGCGCCUGGACAAGCAAAUUAGUGAAAAUGGUUACAGGGCAGGAUCUCCCAAUCCAGCCUCUUCAUACUUUGAUAUGGUAUUGGAAGAUUACAGAAGGAUUUGAAUCGGAGAUGACGCCGGCGGCGGGGUUUCCGACUUUCGCAAGCUACGGCCUGCCUUACGUCUACGGAACGCCGGCGAUGGAGUUUCCCGGACUGAUCAAGAUCGCAGUGCACGCCGGCUGGCCUUGUGAUCCGAAUUGCCGAGACUGGUCUUUGGAAGCCGAUGAAAUGGUUGCGCGGGUGGCGGAAUGGAUUGAGCGCGUCAUGCCGGGCCGCAUCGAGACGGCGAUCGGGCCGGUGAUGAAACAGAGUUGUAUGUAUUCAAUGACGCCGGAUGAGGACUUUGUUAUUGAUUUUAUGGGUGGGGAGUUUGGGAAGGAUGUGGUGUUGGCGGGAGGGUUUUCGGGUCAUGGGUUUAAGAUGGCGCCGUUGGUGGGGAAGAUGGUGGCGGAGAUGGUGAUCGGCGGCGAGGCACAGACGGCGGAGAGGAUCGGGGUGGAUAGUAGGGUUUUUGGGUUGGGGAGAUUUGAGGGUGGGGGGAAGGGGAAUCUGAAGGAGUUUGGGGAUCAGGUGAAAUUUCACCUUGGCGCAGAGUGAAAAAUUGGAAGAUUUUACAUGCAAAAUUAUUCAUUUCUUAUGUGUUUAGAUAUUUACCACCUAAAACUUCAAUUUUUACAUGGAUGCUACUUUAUGCAUGAAGUGUUGUUGGGCCACACCUCUGGGAUUCCUUUGUAUUUUAUUGUAUUUUUUUGUAAUUAUGUAGGCUCAUUUGUUUUAGUUGUAGA